AUAUAUGUGCAACUAACCAAAUGCAUCAUAUGGUUCUCAAAGACAAAAUACCAAUCAUCUCAAAAACAAUACCAUCAAUGGAGAGCAGCUGCGUGGAUGAUUCACUCUCAAGUGACUCCGGCCAACUCCUUCCGGUGCCGGCGCCGGCUCCGUUGCAGCGAGCCGGAAGCGGGGCCAGUGUCGUACUUGACCCACCAGAGGCGUCGGCGGUGGAGGCCGAGUCACGGAAGCUGCCGUCGUCACGGUACAAGGGCGUCGUGCCACAGCCCAACGGGCGUUGGGGCGCCCAGAUCUAUGAGAAGCACCAACGCGUUUGGCUCGGCACGUUCAACGAGGAGGCCGAGGCUGCACGCGCCUACGACACGGCGGCCCAGCGCUUCCGUGGCCGUGAUGCCGUCACCAACUUCCGCCCUCUGUCCGACUCCUCUGACGAUGACUCAGCCGAGCUUUCCUUCCUUCACUCCCACUCCAAGGCUGAGAUUGUCGACAUGCUCCGCAAACACACGUACAACGAUGAGCUCACCCAGAGCAAGCGCACCUACGGCACCUCCGGCGCAGCCAAGAAGUUUUACAACAAUGGUGACUCUUCCAUUGGCGCACGUGAGCCACUCUUUGAUAAAGCAGUAACACCAAGCGAUGUCGGAAAGCUUAACAGGCUAGUUAUACCAAAACAGCACGCCGAGAAGCAUUUCCCGGCGCAAAACGGCGGCGUUGAGAACAAAGGAGUGCUGCUGAACUUUGAAGACGCCGGUGGGAAGGUGUGGAGGUUUAGGUACUCUUAUUGGAAUAGUAGCCAGAGCUAUGUGCUUACUAAAGGAUGGAGUCGGUUUGUCAAGGAGAAGAACCUCAACGCCGGUGAUGUUGUUAGUUUUCACCGUUCAACUGGGCCGGAUAAACAACUCUAUAUCGAUUGGCGGCCUCGUGCCACCAUCCCCGUUGUUCGUCCGGUGAGGCCUGUCCAAGUAGUCAGACUUUUCGGUGUGAACAUCUUUAAAGCUCCAGCCGAUAUGCAUCAAGAAAACCAGUUGAAGAGGAGUAGAGAAAUGGAAUUGUUGCCACCAAACCAUUGCUUCAAGAAACCAUGCAUAGGAAGUUUGUAAUAGUUUAAUAGUUUUGUUUUGCUUUGUUUUAAUUAGUUGUUAAUUAAUCUUCUGUGUAAUGAACAACCUCUUCUCUUUUUGUAUAAAAUAAAAAUAAUAAUAAAAAAAAAAGACAAAAAAAUGUUCAAGUGAAACACUUGAAAUCAAUGAUACUUUUAGAAAGAUAA
This is a messenger RNA of Dioscorea cayenensis subsp. rotundata (Guinea yam), 1267 nucleotides long. Its product is annotated as AP2/ERF and B3 domain-containing transcription factor RAV1. Lineage: Eukaryota; Viridiplantae; Streptophyta; Magnoliopsida; Dioscoreales; Dioscoreaceae. The record is from RefSeq and is a predicted model, not a curated record. Gene Ontology annotation, biological process: regulation of DNA-templated transcription. The transcript has a single exon. Bases 21 to 1100 code for a protein of 359 amino acids. Gene Ontology annotation, molecular function: DNA-binding transcription factor activity; DNA binding.